AUGGCCGUGCUAGUGCUCGCAACAGGCUUGUUUCAGCGACAAAAGGACCUAGGUAGGAGGUCACCGUAGGACGCACUACAACACUUUAGGUGGCAAGUGAUCAGCAAAUUGCGUCCUCUCAGCUCCACAAAAUUCUUCGUACUUAAUAUGCUAUUGUCGCUAAUUUGAACACCCUAAGCCCUAGUUCUGUCAAACAUUCAAAGGAGAUGAAACGGACCAAUGAAAGGGCAGCAGGCCUGUUGGAGCAAUGGGGAGUUUGCUUCUACCUCAUAUUCUUUGCUGGGGGAAUUUGGUGCUACAUACUGGCGGCAGCUCUGCUCUUGCACAGAUACACCCGGUUCUUUAUGAUGAUUUAUCUUCUCCACAUCUAUCUGUUUGGAAGGAAGGCAGCAUCUUCUGGAUCAUGGCCUGCCCCACUGAAGAGGCUGAGUGUGUGGAAGUGGAUGAGAGAUUACUUUCCUGCCCAGAUGAUACGAACAGCAGAUUUGGACCCGAGCCGGCCCUACCUCUUUGCCGUCCACCCCCACGGCAUCCUUGCCCAGGGUGCCUGGCUCGGUUUCGCCACAGAUGCAACUUCCUUUCCUCAGUUGUAUCCAGGAGUUAACCCUCACUUUCUCACGCUCACGCCGCACUUCCGGACACCCUUCUUGCGGGAGUUCCUCCUCCUGCAUGGCGUCUGCGACUCGGCUAAAGAAACAUGCGUCGGUCUCCUUGCAAGGGGCCAGUCCAUUGUCCUGACAGUGGGAGGUGCCCGCGAAAGUCUGUAUGCCAAGCCUGGGACCGUGAACCUCGUGCUCGAACGACGGAAAGGCUUCGUCAAGGUGGCGCUUGAGACCGGGGCAAGCCUGGUUCCAGUCAUUAGUUUUGGAGAGAACGACGUGUAUGACACAGUCCUUACCGACCCAGCAUCUGUAUGGGGACGAAUACAAAGGUACUUUCUCACCGUUUGGGGCGUUACACUCCCCGACUUCAAGGGAAGAGGCAUCUUUUUCAUGCCCUUUGUAAAAAUGCAACCAUAUGCGGUGCCCAUGAACAUAGUGGUAGGGGCACCACUCCAUGUACAGAAGUUCGAGGGCGAUAUAGAGUCAAAAGAAGGCAAGCUGCUGGUCGACUCGGUUCACAGUCAGUACAAGAAGGCUCUCCUGGACCUUUGGGAGGUUCACAAGGCGAGGUUCUUGGCAAACCCCGAGACCGAGCUCAGGUUUAUCUAGCUUCGAGGCAUGCAAUGCCAGGACUUUCCCCUGUUGUGGAACAUGAAUCAUGGGCACAAGCGCUGCGCCCAGGACUUUCUUACGUAUUAUCUACGCGAUUGCGGGCAGUCUGACUCGUACAUGAGUCGAAAGAGACGAUCAAAUUUGAGGACGUCAGCUAGAAAGAGAGGCACCGACAAUGCUGGUUAAUUUUAUAUACUGCUCAUCUUUGGAUAGCACUUCCAUCCAGCG
Klebsormidium nitens is the source of this 1442-nucleotide messenger RNA. Lineage: Eukaryota; Viridiplantae; Streptophyta; Klebsormidiophyceae; Klebsormidiales; Klebsormidiaceae. The record is from the annotation of a GenBank genome assembly.